UAAGUAGCGGGAACUUCACAUAGUGUCAUGUCAUCAAAGAUUCUGUCACUCGAAAACACUGCAUCUCUACACCAGUACUGUUAUGGACUACUUUCAAGCUCAUAGCUAGCCACGACACAACCGUGACACGUGUCCUGACGUUGUCGAGUACCUCGUGGUCGGUCCAACAUCUGACUGUGGUCCGAUCAUACAGCUGACUACUUGCAUUCCACAUGCACCGCUGUCUUUGUCUGAGUGAGAUCCUCGAAGUGAUAUUCCACUCUGUGUUCAAUUCCGUAGAAGCAAAACCUGACCGAUUCAGACUCUGCGGAUUGCCAGGAGUCUUACCGUCACCACCGUACAUUCCAGAUCGACGCUCAGUCCUCCAUCUCGCACUCACCUGCCAUACAUUUCGCGACCCGGCACUGAAUGUCCUUUAUUCUCACUUGACAGAUAAACAUCGUUUUAUCAAGUCCCUGCCUACCGAACUGCUGGAACUGGUUCACUCAAGCAGACCUUCAGUAGCCGAACAAUUCCGCCCAUUUGUCCUCUGCGCUGCACGCGUUCAGAUCCUCGACGAUGAGAUGCAGGUCAUCUUCGAUCCCUGUCACAACGAUACAGCAUAUGCAUUAAUCCUUGCAAGCGCACCCAAAGUCGCCCCGGGCCUGCUCUUUCCCAAGCUGCACUCUCUUACAUGGUACGACGAACGUCUCGCCUCCAUCCCAGCCCUCACCCUCCUCCUACCCACUAUUGAAACCCUCUCUAUCUCCAUCGCUGACACUCAAUUUCGCGAGGCCAUAAUCCCUCGCCUCCAUACCGCCGCGCCGCGCCUCAAAGCUCUUGAGUUGGAGUGCUUCUCUGCGAUUACGGAUUACUACCCCACGGAAAUCGAGUCGCUCCUACUUAGCUACACCGACGGUCUCACAGAGUUUUCGUUCCAAUGCUGCGAAAUCUCAAGCACCCUGCUUCAUAUCAUCGCUCUGUGGCCACGCCUCCGAUGGCUCGGCUUCUCUCUAGGCUCCACAAGCAUCCCCACUGUACCUCUCCAUGUGUCACAGCCCUUUCAGACACUCGUUCACCUGCAUAUAUCAUGCCAGCAUCUGGACCAUUUCAUGUCUUUCCUGCGCGCCCUCCAAAUGCUCAGGAUGGAUUCUGAUGGUUCCAGUAGCUGGUCCGAGCUCCUCAGCGUUCUCGCCCGCAUAAAGCUACAGCACAUCAUUCUCACUGACAAGUGUCAUGAUCUGGGCGAGCAGUCCUGCCCCACAUCCUUUGAAUUUCGCCCCCUACUCGCGCACCCCACUGCCUUCGCCGAUCUCAAGACCCUCAUCCUCUUCCCCGACUUUCGCUCUUCGUCCAUCGCACUCACUGACUCCGACAUCCUCACCCUCGCUCGCACAUGCCCAAACCUCAACGUCCUUGAAUUGGGGUUGCGCAACACUCCUGUAUCACUCUAUACCUUAAGCAUCCUCGCGGGGCGCUGUCGUGAGCUGCGCGAGGUCUCGCUCUGCGUGGACGCACGGCUCGAUGCGCUCGGAGCAAUACCUCUGAUCAACGACAAUGACAAACGUGAAGUGGAUCUGCAACCCAACACACACCUAAUUAAACUGGAUAUCGGGGAGUCGCCAAUUGCGUGCGUGGGCCCCUUGCACCCUCCGACGGCGCCAGACCUGAUGAGGUCGAUUCCACGGUUCUUGCACGCGAUGGCGCCACGGGUUGAGCGCAUCUGGUGGACAUUAGGUACGGGCCAGUUCCAAGAGAUGUAUGCGAAGAGAUGGGAGAUAGUGUCAGAUGUGACUGAUGUUUCUUUUGGUGGAGAUGUUUUGGAUGUUGUUUAAGCAGCAAGACUGCGUUAGCUCGGGGAUGAGAUGAUUGUCCCGCUCGUUGUGUUUCAGGUUCAAGGACCGGUCUGUAUGUAGUAUUUCCGAAUGUAGCGAAGACACAUUUUUGUAACAGUAGGUUCUUGCUAGUCGGAGUCUGACUCAACUGACCAUAAGUCGAAGGAUAUAUUAGCAGAUCAAUUGUGUCUGCAUUGCUAUCGCACCCUAGAUCCGAUACAAUUUCAAACAACUGCUGUCAUUCGUUCCUG
Messenger RNA from Suillus paluster, 2065 nucleotides. RefSeq lists its product as uncharacterized. The record is from RefSeq and is a predicted model, not a curated record. Bases 213 to 1814 code for a protein of 533 amino acids. NCBI's taxonomy places the organism in Eukaryota, Fungi, Basidiomycota, Agaricomycetes, Boletales, Suillaceae. The transcript is spliced from 4 exons.